AUGAAAGUAGUCGGAUGCAGCCACUCCAAAACCUCAAAUAAAUUGCAAAUGAGCUGGCAGCUAGAUUUCAAUAGUGCACAGAGCAAGGCCUAUCGUCGUGGUCCUAUAUCACUGAGUGGCCAUGCCAAACCAUUUGUGAGAUAUCUUUGCGAAAGCUUGACUUGGCUUACAUACUCGUUAUGUAAUCAGAUUCAUUUUUUCCUCGAACCCAUUUUUAAGAAUACGUUUUACAAAGCAUUUAAUUUGCCUAUGGAACGAGUGGAUCAAUAUAGAGACCAAGCAGCUGUCCAAUGGACUCGGCUACACAACACAUACCAGCGGUAUCUGGAUAUCGCGACUCCCCACACAGUGUAUAGAUGGGCUGCAACGUAUGUGCUGAUGUUUUUGUUUGCCUUGAGAAUUGUGCUAUGCGAAGGAUGGUACAUUGUUUGCUAUACAUGGGCUAUCUACCUACUAAGCAUGCUGUUGCAGUUUCUGACGCCUAAGUUUGAUCCGUCUUUGGAGCAAGAAUACGAGAACGAGUCCAUUGAAGAGGGUACAGCAAAAAUGAGUGACAAAGAUGAAGAGUUUAGGCCGUUUAUCAGAAGACUUCCUGAAUUCAGAUUUUGGUUGAAUGCCACCAGAGGCACAAUUGUAGCUUUGGUCUGUUCAUUGUUCAGAGUUUUUGAUAUUCCUGUCUUUUGGCCUAUCCUCCUGGUAUACUUUGUGAUUUUAUUCACUCUGACUAUGAGGAGGCAAAUCCAACAUAUGAUCAAGUACAGAUAUCUUCCGUUCGACAUAGGAAAAGCACGCUAUGGGCGCAAGUGA
Molecule: messenger RNA, 807 nt
Organism: Ogataea haglerorum
Lineage: Eukaryota; Fungi; Ascomycota; Pichiomycetes; Pichiales; Pichiaceae
Exons: 1
Coding region: 1-807 (268 amino acids)
Biological process (GO): retrograde vesicle-mediated transport, Golgi to endoplasmic reticulum; protein retention in ER lumen
Cellular component (GO): Golgi membrane
Source: RefSeq, a predicted model, not a curated record